UUUCAUUUCCUCGUUUCAUUUCUCUAGCUAUUCUUUUCUUGACUGGUGUGAUAUUUGAUGGAUAGUCAAAUCUGUUUUCUCUUUGGGAUGCUAUGUUUGAUUCUGCUUCUACCACAUACAUGUUAUGUCUGGUGGUAUCCUUGUCUUGGUCACCGGUUGACGAGGAGAAGAUGACCAGCUCUCUUCGUGCUGUCGUAUGAGAGUUGUGUGUUAGGUGGUAGUGGCCGGAAAGAUGGAAUGGCCGGCCGGGCUGUUUCAUAUUACGUUUGUUCUGAAUGAAUAAGCUGUCUAGUCAUGGUUUUAAUUAUGAUUUUGUUUCUAUGCUAUGCUUAUAUGUGAUAUAAGCAAGUCACAUAUAAGCAAGUCACUUCAUGGUUUAGUAGAUUGUUUCUUGGUUUCUGAUGUCAAUGGUUUUCAAAUAUAUCGAUCGAUUGUUUCAUUGGUUGUGAAUAUUCUGCUAUAUUGAGUUUUUUUCACUAUCGGGGUUGGCGAAAAAGUAGAUUAAAUAGUUGAAAUAAUACAUGGGAGCAUGGCAAGAGUUUUUCAUAUGGUUGUUUACAAUAUGUCUUCGAUCAUGUUUCCAUGUUCCCAAUUAGUGGGAUGUAGGUAGGUAUUGAAUUAAUUGUGAUCGUGACUAAUAACCAGCGAUUUUGUGUUUUUGUGGCAUUAAUUUUCAGCUUCCUUUGUACGUUUAGAGAUCCAUCAAGCAAAGCACAUAUAUGGUUGAGUUAGACGUUGUGAUCCCAACUGCUUUUGACCCAUUUGCGGAAGCGAGAGACGCAGAUGCCCCGGGGGCCAAGGAGUAUGUGCAUAUCCGUGUGCAGCAAAGGAAUGGGAAGAAGUGCCUGACAACAGUUCAAGGGCUGAAGAAGGACUUCAGCUACGAGAAGAUACUCAAGGAUCUCAAGAAAGAGUUCUGCUGCAACGGCAAUGUGGUUCAGGACAAAGAGCUCGGCAAGAUAAUCCAGCUCCAAGGCGAUCAGCGCAAGAACGUGCUCCAGUUUCUUGUUCAGGCAAGAAUUGUCAAGAAGGAGCAGAUCAAGAUUCAUGGUUUUUGAUCGAUCGAUGCAUGACUCAACUUUGGGGCUCAACUAGCUAGUUCGCUACUAUUUAUAUAUGUACGUGGUGCUCCUAGUCCUUGAUCUGUGAGGCCGUGAUAUAUAUUUAUAUUGUUAUGUGAUAACUGGAUGGUUCGUCUAUAAUACGUGCAACUUGUUAUAGACUUUUGCUUCUGGUUAGUGUAUUUGUAAUAAAGAUGUGUGGAAUUUUACGAAUUUCAUUAAUGAUGAGGCAUACUUUUGAUAAUAAA
Messenger RNA from Rosa chinensis, 1309 nucleotides. Its product is annotated as protein translation factor SUI1 homolog. Lineage: Eukaryota; Viridiplantae; Streptophyta; Magnoliopsida; Rosales; Rosaceae. The record is from RefSeq and is a predicted model, not a curated record. Gene Ontology annotation, molecular function: RNA binding; translation initiation factor activity. Gene Ontology annotation, biological process: translational initiation. Bases 720 to 1058 code for a protein of 112 amino acids. The transcript has 2 exons.